Molecule: messenger RNA, 3016 nt
Organism: Cydia pomonella (codling moth)
Lineage: Eukaryota; Metazoa; Arthropoda; Insecta; Lepidoptera; Tortricidae
Product: protein FAM186A-like
Exons: 23
Coding region: 1-2835 (944 amino acids)
Source: RefSeq, a predicted model, not a curated record
AUGCCAAAGUCCAGCGGAGAUACUUCCAACGGCGGAUCCUCGCUGAUAAAGUCUUCAUCUCAGCACAAGAGCAAGGCUGAGCAGAAGUCUGAAGAGCAAUCCUCCUCGUCGUUGCUAAAACGCGGCAAUGGAGAAUCCAUCGUCAGCAAGAAGAGCUCCAAGUCAGCGAAGCAAGCACAACAGGAGUCAUCAGAUGAGCAAUCUUCGUCGUUGCUAAAACGCGGCAAUGGAGAAUCCAUCGUCAGCAAGAAGAGCUCCAAGUCAGCGAAGCAAGCACAACAGGAGUCAUCAGAUGAGCAAUCUUCGUCGUUGCUAAAACGCGGCAAUGGAGAAUCCAUCGUCAGCAAGAAGAGCUCCAAGUCAGCAAAACAAGCACAACAAGAGUCAUUGGAAGCGACCUCAAAUCAUGCUCGUUUCACAGCGUCCGCCCUCAGCCAGAAGAUCAAUCGAGACGGCACCGUGACCACUGCUCAGUCCCGCUCUGCAGACAAGAAGAGCGCUGCUUCUGAGAAGAAAUCCGAAACCUCCGAUAUUACCAGACAAGGCAAGGAUGGCAGCAAGAUCACUAAAAAAAGCAGCAAGUCGAGCGAAAACAGAGCUCAGGCUCAAGAGAAAUCUGAGCAAUCCAAAUGGUCCAUCAAGAAUGAAAAGACCGGCGAGACUGACGUCGAAGAGAGCCAGGAAAGGAGCCAGAAAUCCCAAUCUCAGCAAAGCAGCGAGUCUUCUGAAACUGUAGAGAAGGGAGUCGACAAUAGCAACUCCGAUGAUAUAGACACGGGAAACGAAGAAUACGACAUUAUUACUGAGGAAGAGGAUGGCAUUGUUGUCAUGAAACUUGGUACCGCAGGACUCACCAGUCCAGCAGGUCACGAAGUUCUUCGUCCGAAGAAUCUAGUAAGACUUCACGCCACAGAGGUAAACCAGGAGGCCCAGGCGCUCCGGGACGCCCAGGCACUCCGGGAAGCCCAGGCACUCCGGGAGGCCCAGGCGCUCCGGGAGGCCCAGGCACUCCGGGAGGCCCAGGCACUCCUGGAGGCCCAGGUACUCCAGGAGGCCCAGGCGCUCCUGGUGGACCAGGUGCUCCAGUUCAAACGAUGGCGCCUGGGCCUCCGGGAGGCCCAGGCGCUCCGGGAGGCCCAGGCACUCCGGGAGGCCCAGGCACUCCUGGAGGCCCAGGUACUCCAGGAGGCCCAGGCGCUCCUGGUGGACCAGGUGCUCCAGGUGGACCAGGCGCUCCAGGUGGACCAGGCGCUCCAGGAGGCCCAGGCGCUCCAGGUGGACCAGGCGCUCCAGGUGGACCAGGCGCUCCAGGAGGCCCAGGCGCUCCAGGAGGUCCAGGCGCUCCAGGUGGACCAGGCGCCCCAGGAGGCCCAGGCGCUCCGGGUGGACCAGGCGCCCCAGGAGGCCCAGGCGCUCCGGGUGGACCAGGAGCUCCAGGAGGCCCGGGCGCUCCAGGUGGACCAGGCGCUCCAGGAGGCCCAGGCGCUCCAGGUGGACCAGGCGCUCCGGGUGGACCAGGAGGACCAGGCGCUCCAGGUGGACCAGGCGCUCCGGGUGGACCGGGCGCUCCAGGAGGCCCAGGCGCUCCGGGUGGACCAGGCGCCCCAGGAGGCCCAGGCGCUCCGGGUGGACCAGGCGCUCCAGGAGGCCCAGGCGCUCCAGGAGGUCCAGGCGCUCCAGGAGGCCCAGGCGCUCCGGGUGGACCAGGCGCCCCAGGAGGCCCAGGCGCUCCGGGUGGACCAGGCGCUCCAGGAGGCCCAGGCGCUCCAGGUGGACCAGGUGCCCCAGGAGGCCCAGGUGCUCCAGGAGGCCCAGGCGCUCCGGGUGGACCAGGCGCUCCAGGAGGCCCAGGCGCUCCAGGAGGCCCAGGCGCUCCAGGUGGACCAGGUGCCCCAGGAGGCCCAGGCGCUCCGGGUGGACCAGGAGGACCAGGCGCUCCAGGUGGACCGGGCGCUCCAGGUGGACCAGGCGCUCCAGGAGGCCCAGGCGCUCCAGGUGGACCAGGUGCCCCAGGAGGCCCAGGCGCUCCGGGUGGACCAGGCGCUCCAGGAGGUCCAGGCGCUCCAGGUGGACCAGGAGCCCCAGGAGGCCCAGGCGCUCCAGGUGGACCAGGCGCUCCAGGAGGCCCAGGCGCUCCAGGUGGACCAGGCGCUCCGGGUGGACCAGGAGGACCAGGCGCUCCGGGUGGACCAGGUACGCGCACGACUGGUGCUGCCUUCACUUUGUAAGGUUUUCUACUAUUUGCGCUCCAGGAGGACCAGGGGCUCCAGGAGGCCCAGGCGCUCCAGGGUGGACCAGGCGCUCCGGGAGGCCCUGGCGCUCCAGGUGGCCCAGGCGCUCCAGGAGGACCAGGCGCUCCGGGAGGCCCAGGCGCUCCGGGUGGACCAGGCGCUCCAGGAGGCCCAGGCGCUCCAGGUGGACCAGGCGCUCCGGGAGGCCCAGGCGCUCCAGGUGGGCCAGGCGCUCCAGGAGGUCCAGGCGCUCCGGGAGGCCCAGGCGCUCCGGGUGGACCAGGCGCUCCGGGUGGACCAGGCGCUCCGGGAGGCCCAGGCGCUCCUGGUGGACCAGGCGCUCCGGGAGGCCCAGGCGCUCCAGGUGGACCAGGCGCUCCGGGAGGCCCAGGCGCUCCAGGCGGACCAGGCGCUCCAGGAGGACCAGGUGCUCCCGGUGGACCAGGCGCUCCGGGAGGCCCAUCAGGCGCUCCAAGUAGACCGGGCCACCCGAUCAGACCCGGCAAGCCAGGCCAUGGGAAGGUCUGUGUAUGCUACGACAGCAUCGAAGAUAUCCCAUGGAACGUCCGCCGCCAGAUUGGAGUUCAGUUUUAAAUUGAAUUAAGCGACUAUAAUAAAAUAACCCAUUUUAACACAGUUACGAUGCACGAAAAACGAACGACAAACAACGGAAUUUUAAAUCAUUUUAUUUCAAGACAUAGACUAUAUUUAUUUAUAUUGAGCAAUGUAAAAACGUAAAAAAUAAAUGCUAUAUAUGUUCCUAAGUAAAUUGUAUUAUUUUGACA